GGUAAUAUCAUAGCUGGGACGAGCAAAACUCUCACCCAGAUCGUCGUUGGGAGGCUGAUCAGUGGUAUCGGGGGUGCAGGACUAAUGUCUGUGGUUUGCAUUUUGGUUUCGCAACUUACCCAUGAACGCCAGCGUGCGACAUACAUGAACCUCAUCAAUGCCGUCUUCAUCAUAUCGGACGCGGUAGGACCGAUCCUUGGUGGUGCUCUGGCAAACUCCGGGAAUUGGCGAUGGAUGCAAGUCUCUUCUACGAUGCACAUUCGUUCCCUACGCGAUGUGUUUUUCAAAGUUGACCUGCUCGGGAUGAUUACUCUCGUCUCGUGCCUUUCCUUCCUUGUGGUCGCACUCAACUCC
Molecule: messenger RNA, 354 nt
Organism: Lentinula edodes (shiitake mushroom)
Lineage: Eukaryota; Fungi; Basidiomycota; Agaricomycetes; Agaricales; Omphalotaceae
Exons: 3
Biological process (GO): transmembrane transport
Molecular function (GO): transmembrane transporter activity
Source: RefSeq, a predicted model, not a curated record